Penicillium arizonense is the source of this 2382-nucleotide messenger RNA. Its product is annotated as fungal specific transcription factor domain-containing protein. The record is from RefSeq and is a predicted model, not a curated record. Gene Ontology annotation, cellular component: nucleus. The coding region runs from base 1 to 2382 and encodes 793 amino acids. The transcript has 8 exons. Gene Ontology annotation, biological process: DNA-templated transcription. Gene Ontology annotation, molecular function: zinc ion binding; DNA binding. Lineage: Eukaryota; Fungi; Ascomycota; Eurotiomycetes; Eurotiales; Aspergillaceae.
AUGCAGCCAUUGCCGAAGAAUUGGGGCUUGGCCGGACUACGUCUAGGAACGACGUGCAACUAUGACUGUGAUCGUGAGAAACCCGGCAUUAAGGCAGGUGCAGUGGAGGCUUUGAGGCGACGAGUGGAGACCCUCGAGGACACUGUCUUCCAACUGGGUAAAACCGGAACCAAUGAGACUAUCCAGAGUGCAAAUGAACCGAGUUCAUUGGCCUCUGCGCUAUGUGAAGGGCUAGAAUUACUUCUUGAAAAAAUACAGUCCAACCCUCCACAGAAAAGACCGUGGUCCGAAGUGGUCGACGAGCCCCUUGAGGAGGAUGUAAAUUACGAGGAUGAACCACUACCACAGCCGCAGCCUUUGUCCGCGACCUCGAAAAAACGCAGGCGUGGAAAUGACAGGCGAGUCAUCGAGCCAGAUGACCUUGCAGGUCCUUCGUCCACAUUACCGCCACCAGAGGUCCUGGAGGUUGUUGUUGAUCUCUUCUUUGAUCUGGUGCAGCCAUGGGUGCCAAUCUUUCAUGAGAAGAGAUUUCGUCGGCGACUGGAGAAUCCAGACUCUAGGCCUGCCUUAGAAGUCGUACUUCACGCGAUGGUUGUUGCAUUGCUCAAGCAUGUAUAUCCCCGAGAGCUCAUAGCCCAUUUAGGUGACAUAGAGAGCAUCUGUGAGCGAUCUCGGAAGGUCGUUGUCUUGACCGCUAUGGAUGAUUUAUAUGUUGAGAAUCUACAGGCACUUAUUAUCAUUUGCUUUGAAGAUAUCGGGUCCGGUAGACUUUCACGCGCGUGGCCCAUUGUCGGUUCACUAACAAGAACGGUGGAAUAUCUACAAUUGAGCGUCGAAACAGAAAACCAUGAUAAAGAUCCAGUACUGCAGCCUCGGCCAUCUCUUCCCCAAGCCAAAGAUUGGGUCGAGGAGGAAGAGAGGCGACGCGUGUUUUGGACCAUUUUUAACCUGGACAGAUUUUGUUCAGUUACGACUGGAUGGAACACUAGCUUAACAUCGAACGAUGUUCACCGGCGCCUCCCCGCAGAUGGAGGCUUAUGGCAUAACGAGGAAGCAGUCACUACACCAUUCUUUGGCAUUUGGGACCGGUCGGCAGGAAAGAUCGGAAGGCUCAUCGCUUUUCUCCCCACCGACUAUAAUGCUACCGAACCUUCGAACAACGGAUUCCCUUCCACACAGGGAAACAACUAUCUUCCGACGACAUCGGAGGAAAAGGUUGACAUGUCAACAGUUGGCGCAUUUGCCUACCGGGUGGAAGCCACCGAGUCGCUGAGUAGAGUGACGACCUUUUUCCUGCAGCAAAAGAUCAAUUAUCGUGACCGACAGGAAAUGGGUAGCUGGCUCAUGCGGUUUAAGGAGCUAGAUUUACGUCUGGUGAGGACAAACAACAGUUGGAAAAUGUUUUUGCCCCAAAAGUGGAAAGAGGCAAAUAUAUCUCGUCAGCCGGCUGUGGUGACGAUGGAUCCGAACCUGACGCUGGCACACAUCACCCACAACACAUCUAUGAUUCUCCUUCACCAAAGAAUUGCCUAUCCUCCCUUGGAAUGGCUGGAAGUGGUCAAACUCCCAAUCCUGUCCAGCGCCGAAACCUGCGAAACAGCUGCCAGUGAGACAGCCAACAUCACCCAGAAAUUCCUUGACAACUCGCCCCCGCGGAGUAUUGUAGAUAAUCAGUUCGCCUUUUGCGUUUUUGUCAGCGCAAGAGUUCUUCUAGUGCACUGGCGUUACUAUAAAACACAGGAGCUUCCUUCCGAUUACGGGACACUCAUGAAAUUCCUCGACAUCAUGUCAACUCGAUGGUCGAGUCAGAAUCGGGAGUCAACCACCUGUCGCAAAAACUCGGCAGCCAAAUAUUUCAGCCAGCUUAAUGACAUAUACGACAAAUGUCAAAACGACACAACAUUCAAGCUCGAUGUCUUAGGUUACUCCAAUGAGAUUGAAUGGACUGGCCCUCCUCUGAGCCAACCGAGGGAUAGAACCCAGGUAUCUGUGUCUCACAUUGAGGGCACUGUUAGUGAAUCCCAUGAUCCAGCUAGACCUUUGCCCUCUCACGGACCAAACCUUCAGCUUUCUCCACAACAUUCCGCAAACAUGACGUCUUGCGGUGGUGACGCCUCAACUGGUGGCUUUUCUCACUACCCUCAUUCCAUUAGCAGCCGGAGACCAGAUAUACUGAAUCCAGUCGACAUCGAUCCUGAGAAUGGACAGCAUCAUCAAAUGGCAUCAACCUCUGUUCCUGCCCACUUGAGCUACAAUACAGGAAGCCCAGACGAAUUGACCGCAGUCACAUCAAUUUUGCUAGACCAGCAGUAUUCGGAGAUGGACCGGAUCAUCAGUCUAAACAACGCAUACUUUGCGUCUGAUGUAGCUUAUACUCAGUAA